This is a messenger RNA of Schistosoma rodhaini, 480 nucleotides long. The record is from the annotation of a GenBank genome assembly. NCBI's taxonomy places the organism in Eukaryota, Metazoa, Platyhelminthes, Trematoda, Strigeidida, Schistosomatidae.
GUUAAGUAUGGCUUAUCAAUUGUUUAUCAACAUUGAAUAGAAGGAAAAAUGUCUGAUGAAGAAAUAUUAUUGAAUUUGUUCACUAGACUAGAUACAAGUGGUGAUGGUGUGCUUUCAUUAGAAGAACUAAGAAAAGGAUUACUAUCAUCAGGAGCUACAGAGAACGUAGUAACAAAAAUGAUAGAAAAGCUCGAUUCAAAUUCUGAUAGUAUUAUUACAUAUCAAGAAUAUAUACAAGCUAUAAACCGUGGAGUUAGAUAAAAUAGAAUCCCUUUCUUAAUACGUAUGUUUGGAAUACAACAACGUAUUGUACUGUACAAGAUAUUUUAUUUAUUAUUUCAAAAUUAUUAAAUUGGUUAUUGAAAUAUACCACUUUUUAUUCAAAUAUAGUAGCUUAGUGUAAAAAUGAAACAAUUUAAUGUAUUUUUUUAUAUGCUUGAAUAAUAUAAAUAAAUUGAUUUUGUAUUAAGUAGAUUCAUA